UCAUUCAUUCAUUAACCAACUAAACUAUAUUAUAUCUAUCUCCUUUGGACAGGCUGUUUCAUUUCUGCCUCUUGCUGCUGCUUCUACUCCUUCCACCUCCACUUAUUUUCUGGUAAUUAAGCUCACUUCAAACACUCCUCUUUCUUUCUUUCUUUAUGGCCACUGGAUUUCUAGGAGUUCAUUUUCUAUCUUUUACAUGUUCCGUUUGUUGUUAUAACUAUUGGUUUAAUCCUACCGAAAUUUAGUACGAUUAGCUUGGUAGUAAGAAGUUUAACUUAGAACUACCAGUUCAUAAGAAGAAGAAAAGAAAAAGCUAUAUGGUAAAACAGCUUGUGAUCUUGACCAAUGAUAGGUUGAUUCAAUCAAUAGGUUCAUGCAUUACAAAAAAUUGAAUUUGUCGGGAUGUUUUCCAAUUUUUCGUGUUGAGUCGAGUUUCGAAAAAUUCAAACUAUUGAGAUGGGCAGCUCAUUUACUUAUAUGAAAAGGAUGGCAACUCAUCGAAUUAUGUGAAAAAAUGAAACUAUUUUAUCUUAUUUAUCACAUUUUAAGAAAUUUUAACGAUAAACUAAUGAAGUCACCCGACAUGAUGAUAGGAAUGACAGAUAUUUGUAGGCAGAAACCUUAAAAUUUGUCAACUUCUUAUUUUUAUUUUGGGAUAUUAGUUGACAUAUAAUUUUAUUUGAAUUAAUCUUUGGUAGCUGGCUCUCUAAUUCCUAAUAUAUCCAACGAGAUUACCAUAUAAUUGCCAGCAAUUUCAUACCUAUCAUUUUACUUAUCGCCGCCGCUCCCCACUUGUGUUCCGCAAAGCAGCCACAAAAAAAAUAUGAACUGAAGUUGCAUACAAAUCAUAACUGAUACGAUUUAAAUUGGGCAUUUUUCUGCUAAAAAAAUCAGAUAAUAAUAAAGUUUAAGGUAGGUUCAUUCUACAACAAAAAAACUUUAAUUUAUUAUUUUAAUGAAAAAGUUACAUUUAAUCAAAAUAAGUCUACUAUCUCAGUAAAAAGAAUUAAAAAGUCUACUUUUGUCAAUCCUACAUUAAAAACAUUUUUAUCAUAAAUAAUUUCUAAUAUUUUAGAUAAAUUCCACACUGACCAACUAUGUGAUAGAUUCACCGACAAAGCAUACUUUUUAGAAUAAUGAAGAAGUUUUUAUAAAAACUCUAAAUUUGAAUGUGGUAAUAGCGUAGGGGAGCAAUGUAGACAUAGUAAGCUUCUUAAAAAAACACACUCAAAAAUAAAAUUGUGUAAAAAGAGACACAAAACAAUCAUAAAUAAAAUGGGUUAUAAUGUUACAUGGUAAAAAAAAAAAAGAAAUUCGAACAUGUGAUCACUAAAUUAUUCUAUUAGUAAUUUAGUUCUACGAUAAUGUUACAAGUAUAUAAGGAAGUAUAUAUUAGUAAUUUAGUAAUCAAUUUGUUAGUUUUAUGGAACAUGUAUCUCAUUGGAAACAUAAGGAAGUACUAGACAAAGCACUGAAACACCCUUCCACAGUUCCACGUUUCAAGGGAAGAAAAAAGGCUGAUAAAUGGACCACAACUUGCUUUCUUCUUUCUCUAUGCUCUGCUAUUUACCUAACCUUCUAGCAAGUUCAUAGGCGGUGCUCAGUAUUGACUAAUUUAGGAGGAAAAAAAAGGUUCUUCUUUCUUUCUUUCUUCUUCAUUUCAUGUUUUCAUUUUUGUUAAUGUGAUUAAUGAGAAAUGUCUACUGGUGUAUGACAUGGAUCCUCUAUCCUAUCCUUGUAUACAUAAGGCAAGAAAUCAAGAAGUAGCAAAAUUGAUUAAUGGGUUACUCAAAAUUGACUUCGAUUUCUUACUUGCUCUGUAUAAAUACAUCACACACACUGACGGUUCGUCGCAUCCCAUUCUGCAUUCAGCUUUCUCUUCCAUUUCUCCUUUUCCCCUCUCUCUUAAUCUCUUGUAUUCUGGGUUUUGAUUAGAAAAAGAGGAACCAUGAACGCAUUAGCAGCAACCAACAGAAACUUCAAGCUAGCAGCUAGGCUUUUGGGUCUUGACUCCAAGCUCGAGAAGAGCUUGCUCAUCCCUUUCAGAGAAAUCAAGGUUGAAUGUACAAUUCCUAAAGAUGAUGGAACUUUGGCAUCAUUUGUUGGGUUCAGGGUUCAGCAUGACAAUGCCAGAGGUCCCAUGAAAGGAGGAAUCCGAUAUCAUCCUGAGGUUGAUCCUGAUGAAGUGAAUGCACUAGCACAGCUCAUGACAUGGAAAACUGCAGUGGCAAAUAUUCCAUAUGGUGGUGCAAAAGGUGGGAUUGGAUGCAACCCAGGAGACCUGAGCAUUUCAGAACUAGAAAGGCUUACUAGGGUAUUCACCCAAAAGAUUCAUGAUUUGAUUGGAAUUCAUAUUGAUGUUCCUGCCCCUGAUAUGGGCACUGGCCCUCAGACCAUGGCUUGGAUUCUCGACGAAUACUCCAAAUUCCAUGGCCACUCACCUGCUGUGGUCACAGGAAAACCCAUUGAUCUUGGUGGGUCACUUGGGAGAGAUGCUGCAACUGGGAGAGGAGUGCUGUUUGCAGCAGAGGCCUUGCUGAAUGAGCAUGGAAAGACUGUUUCUGGACAGCGAUUCGCCAUACAGGGUUUUGGUAAUGUGGGUUCCUGGGCUGCCCAACUGAUUCAUGAGCAAGGUGGGAAGGUUGUUGCAGUGAGUGACAUCACUGGGGCUAUCAAGAAUAGCAAAGGAAUUGAUGUACCAAGUCUCAUGAAACAUGUGAAGGAACACAAGGGUGUGAAAGGGUUUCAUGGAGCUGAUGCCAUUGAACCCCAAUCAGUAUUAGUUGAGGACUGUGACAUCCUAAUCCCAGCUGCCCUUGGAGGUGUCAUCAACAGGGAAAAUGCCAAUGAUAUCAAAGCCAAAUUCAUUGUUGAAGCUGCUAAUCAUCCAACUGAUCCAGAAGCUGAUGAGAUAUUGUCAAAGAAAGGUGUUGUGAUUCUUCCAGAUAUUUAUGCAAACUCGGGCGGAGUUACUGUUAGUUACUUUGAGUGGGUGCAGAACAUUCAAGGAUUCAUGUGGGAGGAAGAGAAAGUGAAUGAUGUACUGAAGACUUACAUGACCAAAGGGUUCAAAGAUGUGAAGGAGAUGUGCAAAACGCAUGAUUGUGAUCUCAGGAUGGGCGCCUUCACCCUCGGAGUUAACCGUGUUGCCCGAGCUACUGUUCUUCGAGGUUGGGAAGCUUGAUGAUGAGAUUCUGAUGAUGAUGAUCACUAAUUUGGAAUAAGGUUUUGAAAGGCUUCAGCUGCAGCCCCUACCCGUUCUUUUUUCUUUAUAUAGUCUGCAGCAAUUUCUCAUAACCAAGAUUUAUUUCUUGCCAUAUCUACUCGGCCAUAUUUUCAGUGCGUGAUUUGUCAUUCCGAUUCCUUGCAUAAAGGAGGGAAAUGUAUCCAAGUUACAUUAAAUUUUAGUUUAGAAUAUGAGUGGUAAUCAUACCACAAAGAAAGCCAUCUGCAUAUCAUGAUCAGUUGUGAAUUCUGCCAUGGUAUUUGUGGGCAGAGAUAUGACUGGAAGGGCCGAUUAUUACUGAAAUGAUAGAAACCGUUAUCAAGUUUCCUUUAUGCCUCUUCAGUUUAAGCUUAGUUUAUACUUUAUCGAGUUCAUAUAAUAGAUGAAUGAAGAAUGUACAAAGUG
This is a messenger RNA of Linum trigynum, 3631 nucleotides long. Lineage: Eukaryota; Viridiplantae; Streptophyta; Magnoliopsida; Malpighiales; Linaceae. The record is from the annotation of a GenBank genome assembly.